This is a messenger RNA of Lolium rigidum, 924 nucleotides long. RefSeq names its product GDSL esterase/lipase EXL1-like. NCBI's taxonomy places the organism in Eukaryota, Viridiplantae, Streptophyta, Magnoliopsida, Poales, Poaceae. The record is from RefSeq and is a predicted model, not a curated record. The transcript is spliced from 5 exons. Bases 1 to 924 code for a protein of 307 amino acids. Gene Ontology annotation, molecular function: hydrolase activity, acting on ester bonds.
AUGGCGUCUUCCUACCGAGGCCUCCACAUUAUCCUCGCGCUCCUCUUCGUCAACCUGCUGCUGCUUCUCCGACACGCCCAUGGUGCAGCAGCAGGCGCGGCUAAAAGUAAAGUCUCGGCCGUCUUCGUGUUCGGCGACUCCAUUGUCGAUCCCGGCAACAACAACGACCGGAUCACGGCGGCAAAGGCCGACUUCCCGCCCUACGGCCAGGACUUCCCCGGCGGGAAUGCAACCGGGAGAUUCUCCAAUGGCAAGGUACCUGGGGACAUAAUAGCUUCCAGGUUGGGAGUGAAGGAACUAUUGCCACCUUACAUCGGAGAGGAUCUUGAGCUAGGUGACCUACGCACUGGUGUUGUCUUUGCCUCAGGCGGCAGUGGAUAUGAUCCUUUAACUUCAAUACUCGCGACUGCUACAUCGAGUACCGGACAGCUUGAGUUAUUCCAUGACUACAAGGAGAGGUUAAAAGCUUUAGUCGGUGAAGAGGAGACAACACGUGUUAUCUCUGAAGGCAUAUACUUCACCGUCAAUGGGGCAAAUGAUUUCGCAAAUAAUUAUUUCUCAAUAAUUCCCUUGAGGCGCCAUCAAUAUGACCUUCCUUCUUAUGUACGAUUUAUUGUUUCUUCGGCCGUCAACUUUACAAUGAAAUUAAAUGAGAUGGGUGCAAAGAAAAUUGGGUUCCUUGGCAUUCCACCAAUUGGAUGUUGCCCUUCACAAAAAGAUCUUGGAUCAAGAGAAUGUUUCAACGAGGCCGCUGAGGGUUGUUGUGGCAGUACAAUACUAAAUGCAGCAAUAUUCAUUGAAAAUCAUCCUGCAUGUCCAAAUGUUCAAGAUUAUAUUUUCUGGGAUAGCUUCCAUCCUACCGAAAAGGCCUACAAUAUUGUAGUUGAUAAACUAUUUCAGCAAAAUUUGCAGGACCUGCUGUGA